Lepus europaeus (European hare) is the source of this 4056-nucleotide messenger RNA. RefSeq names its product nucleolar and coiled-body phosphoprotein 1 (gene NOLC1). The record is from RefSeq and is a predicted model, not a curated record. The transcript has 13 exons. Gene Ontology annotation, molecular function: protein binding. Bases 60 to 2183 code for a protein of 707 amino acids. Lineage: Eukaryota; Metazoa; Chordata; Mammalia; Lagomorpha; Leporidae. Gene Ontology annotation, cellular component: nucleoplasm; nucleolus.
CUUUCGGGUUCCUAGGUCGAGGUGCGUCGCCAACGGUAGUGACGCGUACUGCCCGGAGGAUGGCGGACGCCGGCUUGCGCCGCGUGGUUCCCAGCGACCUGUAUCCCCUCGUGCUCGGCUUUCUGCGCGAUAACCAGCUCUCGGAGGUGGCCAAUAAGUUCGCCAAAGCGACAGGCGCUACACAACAGGAUGCCAAUGCCUCUUCUCUCUUGGACAUCUAUAGCUUCUGGCUCAACAGGUCAACCAAGGCCCCAAAGAGGAAGUUACAGGCAAAUGGACCAGUGACUAAGAAGGCUAAGAAAACUUCAUCCAGUGACAGCAGUGAGGACAGCAGUGAGGAAGAGGAAAAAGCUCAAGAGCCUCCCGCUAAAAAGGCUGCUGUACCUGCCAAGCGGGCCAGUCUGCCCCAGCAUCCUGGAAAGGCUGCAGCCAAAGCAUCAGAGAGUAGCAGCAGUGAAGAAUCCAGUGAUGAGGAGGAAGAGGAAGAGAAAAAGAAAAAACCUGUCCAGAGGGUAGUCAAGCCCCAAGCUAAGGCAGCCAGAGCUACUCCUAAGAAGGCUAAGAGCUCAGAUUCUGAUUCUGACUCAAGCUCAGAAGAUGAGGCGCCAAAGCAGCAGCAGCAGCCAAAGACAACACCCGUGGCACCGAAGGCUCAGGCUAAAGCUCCACCUAAACCAGGGACACCGGCUCGAGCAGCACUUAAAGUGGCCAAUGGCAAAGCAGCUGGCAGCAGCAGCAGCAGCAGCAGCAGCAGCAGUGAUGACUCCGAGGAGGAGCAGGCUGUGGCCGUUCCCAAGAAGACACAGGCUGUACCUAAAAAGCAAAUUGUGGCCAAGGCUCCAGUCAAAGCACCUGCUCCCCCUACCCAGAAGAGUUCCAGCAGUGAGGAUUCCUCCAGUGAGGAGGAAGAGGAGCAGAAAAAACCCGUGAAGAAAAAACCAGGUCCUUACAGCUCAGUACCCCCACCAUCUGCUCCUGCACCGAAGAAGUCCCCAGGAACCCAGCCUCCCAAGAAAGCUGCAGAGAAGAAACAGCCUGAGGAAAGUAGUGAAGACAGCAGUGAUGAGUCUGAUUCAAGUUCCGAGGAGGAGAAGAAACCUCCAGCUAAGGCAGUUGUCUGUAAAACAACCCCUAAGCCAGCGCCAGCGAAGAAGGCAGCGGAGAGCUCUUCAGACAGCUCAGACUCCGACAGCUCUGAGGAUGAAGCUCCUGCCAAGCCAGCCGGUGCCACCAAGAAUUCCUCGAGUAAGCCAGCUGCCACUCCCAAGCAGCCUGCAGCUAAGCCAGCUGCCGCGCUCAAGCAGCCUGCAGGUGGUGGCCAGAAGCCUCUGGCCAGAAAGGCUGAUAGCAGCUCCAGUGAAGAGGAGAGCAGCUCUAGUGAGGAGGAGGAGGAAAAGGCAAAGAAGGCUGCAGCCACCCCUAAGUCCAAGGUGACUGCCAAAGCAGCUCCACCUGUGCCUGCCAAACAGCCUCCUCAGGCUGAUGGGGAGGGCAGUUCUGACUCCGACAGCUCCAGCAGUGACGAGGAGGAGGAGGAAGAGAAGACGUCUAAAGCCCCAGUUAAGAAGAAGCCGCAGAAGGCAGCAGGAGGCGUAGCACCUUCCAAGCCUGCUUCCGUAAAGCAGGUGAAGGCCGAGAGCAGCAGCAGUUCUUCCUCGGAUGAUUCCAGUGAGGAGGAAGAAGAGAAGCCCAAGGGCAAGGGCACUCCGAAACCACAAGGUCCCAAGGCCAAUGGUACCUCUGCCCUGACUGCUGCCCAGAAUGGGAAAGCAGGCAAGGACAGUGAAGAGGAAGAGGAAGAAAAGGCAGCAGUGGCAGUUUCUAAGCCAGGAAAGAAGCGGAAGCAGAAUGAGGCUGCCAGUGAGGCAGGGACUCCUCAAGCCAAGAAGAUUAAGCUCCAGACCCCCAACACAUUUCCUAAAAGGAAGAAGGGAGAAAAAAGGGCAUCAUCCCCAUUCCGAAGAGUCCGGGAGGAAGAAAUUGAAGUGGAUUCCCGAGUGGCAGACAACUCCUUCGAUGCCAAGCGUGGUGCAGUUGGGGACUGGGGAGAACGAGCCAAUCAAGUUCUAAAGUUCACCAAAGGCAAAUCCUUCCGGCACGAGAAGACCAAGAAGAAGCGCGGUAGCUACCGAGGAGGCUCCAUCUCCGUCCAGGUGAACUCUGUUAAGUUUGACAGCGAGUGACCUUGGUGAUGCAGGGGUGAUGAACAGAGACCUCCCACUUUCAGUGGACCUGGGGACCCUCAGCUCUAUUAGGGGAGGGUCUUGGUGAGGACAGAAGUUCGGACUGCAACAUAACAUCUUCUGUGGUCUUUUUCUGUGUUCUAGUUUUGUACAGAUUUUUUUGAGUGUUGGGUAGCAGGGAAGAGGUAAGGGGAACGUUAUUUUUUAAAAAUCUGUUUUAGUUGUCACCCCCAUUCUUCCUGUUUUGUGGAAGUCCUCACACUGAGAAAUUUGUAUAUUUUAUAUUAAAUCAUUUCCUAUUGACUAUUGUUGUGAUUUUCAGAGGUGGGUUCCUACAGAUAAAAUCUUAGCUAUUGCCCAAGAUACAGUAAAUUGUCACGUGUGAAUUUUUAUAGUUGGGGAAGAGUUCUGCCUGUGAGUAUGCUCCUUCCGUCCUUACCUCAGAGCCCCAUUGUAGGCACUGAAGAAUGAUUAACAUAUGUGUACAUGCCUGUUUAGCAUGCACUGUGUAGUUCAUCCUCAUUUGUUGGGUCUGGGCCUGAAGUUCUCAGCCAGCAUGGACAUACCUACAUCUUGGGAUACAAUCUACUGUUUUUGUUAAUGGGCAAAAUUCUAUUCUGGUGUGAAUGCCAUAAGUUAAUCUGAGCUUGAUUUUUUUUGAGUGUGGUUUUAUAUUAUAUAAUGUUGGCAACACAGUACAUGUUUUGGUUUUAAAUUUGAAAGCAAAUCUUUCAACUUUGAAUUUUCGGUGACUUGACCCCUACCAGUUCUGAGAACAAAGUUGAGAACUGCCAUCUUUUCUUUUUUACAUUAUUGAGAACAAAAUAAAUUUUUUUUUAUUUUGUUUUUUUAGUUUUUUUGACAGGCAGAGUGGACAGAGAGAGAGAGAGACAGAGAGAAAGGUCUUCCUUUUGCCGUUGGUUCACCCUCCAAUGGCUGGCGCGCCGCGGCUGGCGCACCGUACUGAUGCGAAGGCAGGAGCCAGGUACUUCUGCUGGUCUCCCUUGGGGUGCAGGGCCCAAGCACUUGGGCCAUCCUUCACUGCACUCCCUGGCCACAGCAGAGAGCUGGCCUGGAAGAGGAGCAACCAGGAUAGAAUCUGGCGCCCUGACCAGGACUAGAACCCAGUGUGCUGGCGCCACAGGCGGAGGAUUAGCCUAUUGAGCCGCGGCGCUGGCUUACAAAAUGAUCUUAAAUGUACAUAUUGUUUAUUGAUAUUGAUAUUUCUGUUGGGUAGCUAUGUGGCACAUAAUAUUGGUUUAAUUAAUUCCUACAUAACUGGAAAUCACUAAUCAAGUAAAUGAAAAAAAGAACUAUAAUCAAAAACCCCAAUCCACUGUAGGAAGGUUACUUCAGGUGAAUUUAUAGGUAACCCUAUAGGUAACCUGUGUGUGUGCUAAUGGAGGUAGAAGGAACCUUUACAAAGUCUGUUGAAACUUGGGGACUGCACUUGGGGAGAGCAUCCUAACAGGAUGACCCCAGUGGGUUCAUGGGAACAAUUGUUUUGCCCCCUAAGUCCCUGGUUAAAAAACCCAGUGAACAGAAAGUGCUAGGCCAUGCUGGCUGAUGGUUAGGCUGUAGGAGGUAGCCAUUGAUAGUGUUCAGUCAGAGUAAGAAGAGGAGGGUAAAGUCGGGGAGCCUCCUGGAGGCUGGGCUGUUCCUGUGGUGGGACAAGCUUUUGUGAAAGAGGUACAGGUCUUAAGACUAGCCUUCCAUGUUUGGAUUCCACAUUCAGUAAAUAACCUGGGAACAACCUGGUUUUCUGUGUAGCCACCACUCAGAAGAAAAUGCACUGUUCAUCCUGACAUGGGUAUUUCGGUCUGCAUGGUAAAAGUUCUGCAUCUACUGCAAAAUAAUAAACUCGCUGAUUUAU